CUCCUCGUCCUUGUCCUCCUCUGAUUCCGACUCCAGCAUCAUAACCAUCCUUACCUCUAGUGACUCACCCUCGAGCUGCCCUCGAGCCACUUACACAGCAUCGACAUCCUCUCUCGCCCGUCUCCACCCGCGCCAACCCCCUCCGCCGACCUCCGCAACAACCCCCCCCCCCCCCCCCCCAAAAAAAUGCGCAUCCCGUACGCGGCGCCCGACCCGGCCCCGGACUCGGAAGAAGCAGCGAUCGUGGGGCGCAUCGCGGCGCGGCGCGCGCCGCGGCCGCUGCAGCCGCUGGACCUGGCGCUGCUGCAGGCGCCGCCGAUGGCGGACGGGUGGAACGCGUUCCUGGGGGCGGUGCGGACGCGGGGCGCGGCGCUGGGCGCGCGCGCGCGCGAGCUCGCCGUGUGCCGCGUCGCCGUGUGCAACCGGGCGUGGUACGAGUGGGCCCACCACGCGCCGCUGGCCGCCGCCGCCGGCGUGUCGGCCGAGGCGCUGCGGCGCGUCGUCGCGCGGCGCGACCUGCUCGUGCCUAUCGAGGAGGAGGAGGGGGAGCAGGGGGGAGAGGGGCAGGGCGACGACGAGGGGCAGCGCGAGCGCAGCGCCCGCGACUUCGCGCGCGGCCUCGGCCUCGACGACAAGGACUGGGCCGUCCUGCGCUACGCCGACGAGAUGACGCGAAACGUCGAGGUGCCAGACCCCGUGUUUGACGCCUUGAAGGCGCUGUGCAGCGACCGCGAGAUCGUCGAGGCUACGACUACGAUCGCCGCGUAUAAUUGCGUGAGCCGGUUUCUCGUCGCUCUCGACGGUAUGUCCCCCCCGCUUUCUAUUUCUCUCUCGGGCAACCAUGUCCGCUUCCAUCUCUUCCCGAAUAUUGUGCACGAAAUAUCCUUGACAAAAAAAAAGAGAGAGAGAGAGGAGCGGUGGAGGCAGUGGGGAUGUGAUCCCAAGGAGACGUGCGUGUCCGUCCAACUAACGAUUGUGACGUAGUCGGCGAGAGGAACGGCACCGGACCCGAUGUCCCCGGACAUUGACGAGCGGAUACAGAUCCAGUAUAUGUAGACGAUUACCUGUGUCGCGGUUUAAGGAGUGG
Molecule: messenger RNA, 1087 nt
Organism: Durotheca rogersii
Lineage: Eukaryota; Fungi; Ascomycota; Sordariomycetes; Xylariales; Xylariaceae
Product: AhpD-like protein
Exons: 2
Coding region: 187-984 (265 amino acids)
Molecular function (GO): peroxiredoxin activity
Source: RefSeq, a predicted model, not a curated record